Paramecium primaurelia is the source of this 2366-nucleotide messenger RNA. The record is from the annotation of a GenBank genome assembly. Lineage: Eukaryota; Ciliophora; Oligohymenophorea; Peniculida; Parameciidae.
AUGAACAUUUAUAAAUCGAUUGGACGAUUAUCUUCUUUCAGAUUCUCGACAUCUGUUAUUGAGAUUCUUAAUAAGUUUGAUGAGGAUUAUUAUGUAAAGAAUUUCUUAAAUACAUUCAAUUCAACAGGAUUCCCAUAGGCUAAUCUAAGUAAUAUAAUGUAUUUAUUAUUUUUAGAGAUUGGAAAUAAAAAUUGUAAUCUUAUUGGUUUGCCAAGGACUGGAGUUCAAGAAACAAUAGUAGAUGAUUUAACAGAAUUAUUGCUUAAGGAUUAGAAAAAAAAUAAUUUUUUAAUACAAAUUGAUCCAUCACCUUACUUAUAUGCUAAAAGAUAACUUUAUAAAUUUUAUCAUUCAAAAGUAGAUCCAAUCAUAACUGAUGUAAGAAAUUCUAGUAAUGAAAGAAUUUAUUUGAAUAAUUACCAACUUUACCUAUUGAUACCAAUGAAUUAAGAUUAGAUUUAGCUAUAUUUGAUUCUAUCCAUUUGAUUUAGCAACAUCCUUAAAUAAAUGCAGAAAAUAAAUAAAUCAUUUUUGAAUAUUUGAAUGGAUAAAAGUUAGGAUAUUAUUAAGCAACACUAAAAAAGUUAAAGGAAGCCAUAUUGAAGGAUGGAUAAUUAUCUUAAUAACUAUCAUAAGAGAGUGAUGAAAUGGCAUAAAAAUUUGCAGAUUUAUUAUCAAAUACAAUUCUAUAUAGAGAUUAAAAUUAAAACGAAAUAGUUCAAAUAAGUUUAUUAUAAGCCUUAUAUAUGACAACAUUAAAAGGGUCUAACAUACAUUUAAUAGGAAUGUCAUAAAUUUAUUAGAGAAUAGCUAGUGGAAUAUUCUUAUCAUUGACAGAAGUUAAAGAGAUGUUUAAUAAUAUAUGUUAAGAAAUAUAAAGUAAGAGCAUUAGUGAGAAUAAUUUAAAUUAUUUAUUUGAUUUUUAAACAAUGUUAUGGAAAUAAAAAGGAAUAGAAUAUUACUUAUUAUUUAAUAUUAAUCGUUAUUUAAAGAAUUCAAAAGGAGAUGAUGUUACAGUUGUAGUAGAUGCUUUACAUUAUGAUCCUUUAAGAAUUGCAAUAUCAAAUUAAUAAAAUAAUUUUAUUGAGGAAAUAGAAAAUAGUUAUUUUGCAGAAUUUUAAUAUCCUAAAUUAGAGAAACAAGAGAAUGAUGAUUAAAUGUUGGAAAAACAUGCAAUUCUAAGUUCAAUUUUAUCAUUUUAAAUUUGGAAAGAACCUUGUAUCAAUAAUCCAUUUCCAUAUUUAUCAAAAGAUUUCAAAAAAAUGACUGUAGAUUAAUAAUAAGAAAUUCAUAAUAAAUUUAACAAAUUUUAUGAGAAAUAUUCAAAUUAAAUUUAAGAUGUGAAGAAUUCAUUAAAAUAAUAAUGAAAUAUAUUAAUUUAAGAGUAUUAUUAUUUUAUUUUAUAUUUUUAUAUAUUAAAUAUGGUAAAGAAUAGCUUAUAUCAUAGUCCAAAGUUUCUGUGGCAUCUACUUACACUAUAGGAGAAUCAAUAUCAUCUUUAGAUAUAAGUCAAGAAUAUACAGCUGCAGGUUUAUUGGAUGAAACAGUGGCAUUAUGGAAAGACAAAGUAUCAAAAGAAAAUGAACCAUAAAGAUUAGAAGGGCAUUUUUUAGGGAUUGUAGAUGUAAAAUUCUCAAAUAAUGGUGAAUUACUUGCAGUAAGUUCAUUAGAUAGUGUUAUACGUAUUUGGGAUUUAAAGAAAAGUAUAAAAUCAAAAGAAAUUGCAUGUGAUUAAAUGGAAAAUUGGAAUAUUUGUUGGUUGAAAGAUUAUAUAUGUACUGCAGGAGAGGGAGGCAGAUUAUCAAUCUUCAGUUUAGAUUAAAAUCAAGAAGAAAUUCCAGUAUUUUCAGUAGAAAACUCAUUUGCAUCUGCUUUAACUGCAAAUAAUGCAAAUAUUGCUGUUGGAACAGAUAGUGGUUCAUUACAUAUUGUUGAAGAUCCUAUAGAAAAGAGAAAACUUCAUUCAAAAAAAUUUCAUAAAAAAAUGGUGAGAUCUGUAAAAUUUAGUAAUGAUGGUUUUAAAGCUUUUACAAGUUCAGAUGAUGGAGAUAUUAAAUUAAUUGAUUUAACUAAAAUGAAAGAAAUUAAAACAUUUUAACAUCAUUAUUCUGUUAAUUCAAUUGAUGUUAAUCCAAUAGAUGAUAAAUUAGUUGUCAGUUGUUCAUCAGAUUAUAGAGUUAGAUUAUGGGACACAUAAUCUGGAUAAUGUAUUGAAUAAUUUAGUCCAUUUGAUAAAAAAGAUGAUAAAUUAUGGGCUGUUCGUUUUAAUAGAGAUGGAUCUUUAAUUGGAGUUUGUUCAUAACAAGGUUAAUUAAGUUUCUAUAGUAGAAAUUGAAAUUGUUAGAAAUAAUAAAAGUGUUAUAACC